CGGCGUAUCACAUCACUCCUGCCCAACUUCAGUCUUGGACGAACCGAAUUCUUUUCUGUGCAACUUUACUUUGUGGCUGUAUUCUUACCGCUGCGUUAACAUCCAUAAUGUCUAUGUAGGUGCUUCUUUCAGCUUGGAGAACAAAAAAGAAGCUGCUGUUUCUCUUACAGGAGAACUCUUGGAGAUACCCAGAGGAGGGGAACGAGCAUCAUUUUCUUGUAUGGUAUGUAAUAUUACAUUCAUCUUCAUUUGGCUGCAACACCAAAGAUCAGAUGUGAGAGGUAAAACUUGAAAUUUUGGUCUCAAGGUUUUGUUGCUUACUUAUGGGAUUGGAAAAGAGCUACUGUUUCUUAUAUUUGGUCUGUUUAAAUGUUGAGCAGGUCAUUUGAUCAGUAGUCAGAUCUCUAUAUAAUGUGUCCUGAUCAGUUUUUUUUUCUCUCCCUGUUUUCUCUUCAUUCCAAAUGUGUUUUACUGCAGAAUUAGAUUCAAAUGAGGGUUUUUUAUUCAUUUAAAGACUUGUGGCAAAUACUUAUGACAUGACACAUAGCUUUUAGAUGUUUCAUUUAGUAGAAUAAAAACAAGACAAUGCAUGUCGGUCAUUCAAAAUAACCAAUAAUAUCUUAUCUUAUCCCAAUCCCACCAGUAAUUUUUUUUAACUUUUUCGAGUCUAAAAGUGAAAUUUAAUGAAACUUCUACUUUGCCGAUUAAUUACAGCACAUUAAUUAUUUUAAGUGUAUUAAUUUUCACAAUGCAUGUGAAAUAGAUCCCCUUUAAUUGAUGCACUAAGGUCAGCUGAUUUGAAUAAUUAAAAGCCCUAUUUGAAGGCCAAACCAGGUGUGGUAGCAGCAGGCACCCCUGUUAAAAUGACAGCAGAGCACAUGCUGUGUUUUAUCAUUUUAUUGUGAUAUUUUCAUAGUUACUAACUGGAGGCCUCUUUGUCCUUUCCAGGAGACUGUUGAGGGGCUACAUUAGUUCAGUCUGUUGUGAUUUAAUACUCCUGUUUAUUAAAACUGACUCAUCAUGUUACUAUUUUUUUAAUGAUUCCGAAAUGAGCAGAAAAUUUAAUCUUUAUGCAUAAAAACGACUGAAACAACCAGGUUUUUAAAUGUGUAAUAUAAAUGUCCUUCACAGAGCACACAGACAUCUGCUCUGAGCCAUGAAGCGCAGUAAGCACAGAGGACACAAGGAGGACAAACAUGGAGGUAACAGCCGCUAAGAUGGGUGACAGAGGAUUGGUUCAUUUAUGCGGCAAAAUCAUGGCUGAUAUUUCAAACAUUAUUUUGACUCACAGCUUCUUCUUGCCUAUUAGAGGAAGUCUUUAGAGUAAAACAAAAACACAAAAAACAAUAUUUAAUCAAGAUGUUCUGCACUCUACAAAAUUUUGCUAUAAUUAUCACUAAUUCCUUCAUGAUGAUGUCCAGAUGAACCAGCAAUUCUGGAGACAGAGAACCUGGACCGUGAUGGGAUGUUCAUGGGAGGAGGCCCAGAUCCAGACACCAUCUCUCUGGCCUCAGUCACAGCCGUCACCACCAAUGUAUCCAACAAGAGGCAAGUGUACAGAUGAGGUUUUUUUAAUCAUAAUAAAGCUUCUGUUUAUUAUUGAACCAGCCUGAAAAUCCCACUUUAUGACUGAAACCCUGAUGUUAAACAGAUCAAAACCAGACAUAAAGAUGGAGCCCAGCUCUGGAAGACCAGUAGAUUACCAAGUAAGAGAAGCCUGAUCAAUGUUUUUUAAACAGCCUGUCUGAAUAUUAAUAAAUUCAUAUUCAGUUUGUAGAUAUCUAAACUGUUUGGUGGUUUCUUUUCAGGUCAGUGUGACAGUGAUUGAGGCGAGGCAGCUGAUUGGACUCAACAUGGACCCGAUGGUCUGUGUGGAGAUUGGAGAGGAUAAGAAGUACACCUCCAUGAAGGAAUCAACCAACUGUCCAUACUACAAUGAAGUGAGUCAAAAUGAAUAUGUUUAUUUGGUAAAAUCAGAACAUUUUUCGCCGUAUCAGUUUAGUCACGCACUUGUUUUCCUCUCUAGUACUUUGUGUUUGACUUCCACGUCCCUCCAGAUGUGAUGUUCGACAAAAUCCUAAAGAUAUCGGUAAGUUCGGUCAAAGUAAUUCAUGUUUUUAAAUCAUGUAUCAAGUUUUUCAAUAUGAAUCUUAAUAUGGUUAAUUUACUUAGAAGUGCUCGAAUUCAAUUGGCCAAAUUUAGAUACAAGGCACAAUGUUUAAAUGUCGUAAAUGAGAGCAAUCAAUAAUGUGUGACUCCGCCCUCCGUCCAGGUACACAGAAUGACCUCAGAUUAGCUGCUGUCAUGUGACCUGUGGAGUGUGACAUGAUUGGCUGGAUAUUGGUUUCUCGAGAUUAAGGAUUAAUUGCUGCUCCUGGAUGUUUAAUCUGAAUCUUAAUGUAGUCCAUUAAAUUUUUUAAUCUGAAUUUGUGAACAUUUGGGAUAAAUUCUCUAGAAUGUGAAGAGCUGAAUUCAGAGUCACAUUUUGGAGCAGCUUUACUUCCAUAUUUUUCCUUAUGAGUUCUAAGACCAAUGUGUAAUGUUGCACCGUCUUGUAUCCCUGAACCAACCUUUAGGUAAUUCACUCCAAAAACCUUCUGCGCAGUGGAACACUGGUUGGAACUUUCAAACUGGAUGUCGGCACAAUCUACUCCCAGCCUGGUAAAAAAGAUAAUAAGAGGAGAUCUGCUGUCAUUAUGAGCUGCUGAUACAGAUAUCUCAUUAAGUAUGUCCUCCCUUUGGUCCUGCAGAUCAUCAGUUUUACCACAAGUGGGCUCUGCUGUCGGAUCCCGAUGACAUUACAGCGGGUUGUAAAGGCUACGUUAAGUGUGAUAUUGCAGUUGUGGCCAAAGGAGACACAAUAAAGACACCUCACAAGGCCAAUGAGUCGGAUGAAGAUGACAUAGAGGGGUAACUAGCUUUAAAUGAGCAGUUUUACCCUUUUCUGAAAUCUAAAUCUUCACAGCCAUGUGCAUAGUUACAGAGUUGUGAGAAUCUCCUUUAUCAUCUUCUCAGAAAUCUCCUAAUACCGGAGGGUGUCCCUGCAGAACGACAGUGGGCUCGUUAUUACCUGAAGAUCUACAGAGCCGAAGGACUCCCCAGAAUGAACACCAGCAUCAUGGCCAACGUCAAAAAGGCCUUCAUAGGAGAAAAUAAAGACCUGGUGGAUCCUUACGUCCAAGUUCAGUUUGCAGGGCAGAAGGUGGGCAACAGUAGAGACCCAAAAGACCCAUUUUAUUUGAUAUCACUGAGUUACCACUCUUGAAUUGAUUUAAAUGUGUUUCUAAUGUGUGAUUUCAGGGGAAAACGUCAGUUCAGAAGAGCUGCUACGAGCCCAUCUGGAACGAGCAGAUAGUUUUCACUGAGAUGUUUCCACCCCUGUGCAAGCGCAUGAAAAUCCAGAUCCGCGACUCUGAUAAAGUGAAUGAUGUUGCCAUGGGAACACACUUCCUGGACCUGCGGACGAUUUCGAAUGAUGGCGACAAAGGUGUGUCUCAAUCUGAGACCCAAUCAUGAAGUUAUGAACAACAAUCAUGGAAGUGUCUAUCUCAAACCCAUCCAUUGUGUUCAUUCUUUACCCAUCAGGCUUCCUCCCUACUCUUGGGCCUGCCUGGGUCAACAUGUACGGCUCCACUCGUACCUACACCCUCAUGGACGAGUACCAGGAGCUAAACGAGGGGCUCGGGGAGGGAGUGUCCUUCCGGGCCCGUCUGCUCAUCAGCCUCGGCGUGGAGAUCCUGGACACCUCCUCUCCUGACAUUUCCAGCUCCACAGAGGUCCAGCUGGAGGGGAUACCCAACAUCUCAGAGGUGGGUCCCUGCUCGGAUGGGCAGCCAUGCAGAGGGCGGCCAUUGUAACUCCUGCUGACAGGUCAUUGUCCUGCAGCUAGAGUGAAUUAUUAAUUGUCUGUAUUUAGCCCACCUGGUGCAUUAUUAACACGCAGAUUGCUUCAGUGAGGCUUCUUUUUGUUGGUGGACAAAGAAGGUCACACGGUAACCUCAGUGGAGCAUAGUGAGACCUUAACUCCUUAAAUCCUUUGGGAGUCAGUUCUCUCUGAUCCACAAUAUUGUGUUACACAGUUGUCAGGACCACUACAUAGCUUUUCAUGUUAGCUUAGCAUGACACUGCCAACAUUUGUCUGACUAAAAAAGGUUGAAAAAUUGAGACUGUAAUCACCUAAAUUCAGUCACUUAUACUUGUUCAUCUUUUCACAGACUGCUACUGGGAAGGUCGAGGAGUUCUUCCUUUUCGGGUCCUUCCUAGAGGCAACAAUGAUCGACAGAAAGAUUGGAGAUAAGCCCAUCAACUUUGAGGUCACCAUAGGUAUUUGAUUAAGAAUGGAUUAUGGUCACCAAUAAGAACAGUAAUUGUGCAGCAUUUGCCCCCAUCUGCUCUGUCUCAAAGUCCAGUUCACAAAUAAUAAUUCUGAUGAUAUUCAAGCCCAAAAAAAACACACAAAGUUCUGCAGCUCAGAGCAGUUUGCCCCGAUUUUGUGUUUUUAAUUGUGAGCUGUCUGCAUCUCCACUCUCUGCUGCACAGAGCUGAACUGUGCACUCUCAUCCUGACAAUACCAAAUUCAAUCUACAUCUAUGAUGAGACCUCAACAUGGAGUCAGUUCCUGGCAGAUGAGACACAAAUUUCCCAAUGAGGCCCAUUUGUAUUUCGAGAAAUGUUUUUCUCAAGUUGUUAUUUCCAGCUUUAUGUGCCUUUAUGAGGAGAGGAUGGCACAGCUGAUAAAGCAAACUGGGGAAAAGAGUAGAAAGUGACACGUGGGGAAAAGGCCUCAAGUUGGAAUCAAGCCUAGGCUGCAAAAGAGGCAUAUUUUGACCCAAUCAAAUGCAUAAUGGCUCUUUUAAAUGUAUGCAAACAGCAACAGCUUAUAGAAACGUUAUUUGCAUAACAGUGCAGUUUGUGGUGCUUUUCAAUCCACUGUGCAUUCUUUGUGCAAAAGACAGUAGUUUUUUUGGCUAUUGCACAGGUUGACUGUGUAUAAAAAUCAUGCAAACUUAAUAACCUAAUUUCACUCAAAUUUGAAUUAGGCUACACUUAAGUAAAGUUUCUGAGUAAAAUCCCCUCAGAAGUUCCUCCUUUAAAACUUGCAUUUUGUUAGAGGAGUAUUAUUAAGUUGAGAACCAUUGUAGAAAACUCAAUAGUAGAAAAUAACAAAGUUUAGAAGUCCUUCUCUGUAGGAACUUGGAUUUGUCGACCACAUCUUAUCACGAGCUGAGAGUGCAGCACAUUUCAUGAUCUGAUUAGGACCAUUUUUGCUGUGUAUCAGGUUACUAUGGAAAUGAGAUCGACGGGAUCGCCCAGCCGAAGACAAAAGGAAAGAAAAGUGACGGUGAUGAAGAGGAAACUGAACUGAUCCACAACUCCAGUGAGGAGGAGAUGGAAGAUGAUGGGGACCUGAUGUCAGUGGCGACCACCCCUCCGAUGAAACCAGUCAUCACUGACCGGUCAGAGCAGAAAAUAUCAUCACCAUAGUACAGUUGUUGUAUGAUGGUUUUAAGCUUAAACACUCCCGAAUGGUAUUUAUAUCAUAGGACAUAAAUUUACUGGAUGUUUUUUGAGUUUUAUAGUUAAAAUAAUUUCUUAAAAACUGUUGAUAACUGUACCUUCUAUGUUUAUCUACAGAAACUACUUCCACCUGCCAUAUUUUGAGAGGAAGCCGUGUAUUUACAUCAAGAGUUACUGGCAGGAUCAGAGAAGACGGCUGUACAACGCCAACAUUAUUGACAAAAUCGCAGACAAACUGGUAAAUCAUAUCGAUAGCUGUUAAAUUGACUGUAUGCAGUGUCAUUGACUGAUCUUUAAUAUCUUUUAUUGCUGCUACAGGAGGAUGGACUGAACGAUGUGCAGGAGAUCAUCAAGACAGAGAAAGCGUAUCCUGAGCGGAGACUGAGAGGGGUACUGGAGGCGCUCAGCCAGGGCUGCAGGUCUGUGGCUGCAAACCUCGGCCAUAUUUGGUAAAAACAACAACAAAAACAGAGUGUUAUAGACUUAAAAACUGACUGAGAUCUACCUCUUUCAGUCAGUUUCUUGAGCUAGCAAACAAAGACCAGAACCAGUCCGGCAGAACCAAACUGGACAGGGAGAGACUGAAGCUGUGCAUGGCAGAAAUGGUACGUAAGAUAAAAACACGUGACGCUUUUUCUUUUUUAACUUAACUCAUUGAUAUUGAAACUGUCUCCAAAUGCUCGGUGCUCUCUCUGGAUUUAGGAGAAUAUCGGCCAGCAAGCUAAAACCAUGAGGACGCAGGUGAAGAAAAGCACAGUGAGGGAUAAAAUCAAGCUGGCUCAGAACUUCCUGUCAAAGCUGCGCUUCCUGGCUGAUGAAGUAAGAUUACCGCAACACAUCAAACACAUAGUGUUGCAUGUUUUUGCAUAUUUCAUUGUAUAAUAAUAUCAAUAAUUAUAACAACUUUAUUAUUAUGGUUGUUGUUAUGAGGAGGACUAUAGCCUCGGUGGGUGUGCUUAGAUUAAUAGGCAACCAACGCCACGUACAGCACCUUUAAUUACAAAUGUAUACAAAGGCAGGAAUAAGCAGAAGUCUAGAAAGCUUAAACACGCAAUGGCAAAAGUCAAAUAAACAGAAAGAAAAUGAUUUUUAAUGACAGUAGAAAAAUAGAUCAUAAAAAGGCCAAAAAAAAAGAGAGAAAACAGCAUUAGAGGUUUUGCUAGUUAAAUGCUGAAUGGGAGUUCAUGUUUCUGUUGCAGCCUCAACACAGCGUUCCUGAUGUCUUCAUAUGGAUGAUCAGUAACGGGAAGCGUAUUGCUUAUGCCCGUGUUCCCUCCAAAGACAUCCUUUACUCCAGUGUGGAGGAGGAGGUGGGGAAGGACUGUGGCAAAGUCAAGACAAUCUUUCUGAGGGUGAGAGUUCAAUUACUAAUGAAAAUCAGGUCAUCUAAUUAGAGAUUCACCUUUAUCAGCUAUUGGCUGUCGCUCUGUACACAUCAGCAUCGGUGUAGACCACUAAAAAACUAAACUUGAUCCCUUUUGUAUCUGAUUUAACAUUUUUUUUUGUCUCUUUACAUAUAUAUUAUUUCUUCUUAUAUAUAUCAAAGAUCCCUGGUAAGAAAGGUUUUGGGCCUGCUGGAUGGACAGUUCAGUCCAAGUGUGAGAUUUAUCUGUGGCUGGGUCUGACCAGACAGCGCAAAGACUACCUGAGAGGACUUCCCAAUGGGUUUGAGGAAAAUAAGUUGUCCAAAGGACCCGGUCUGCCGUGUACACCUCCCAUCAGCCUCACCUACAUGAGUAAGACCCCCAGCUGCCAGCUGAACACAUAACAAAUCAAAGUUGUUUGGAGUAAAAGGGUCUUAUUUGAAAUUCCUCAUCCAUCAAUGUGUCCACAGUGAAACAGAUCUUCCAGCUGAGGGUCCACAUGUACCAGGCUCGCAGCCUGUUUGCAGCAGACAGCACCGGUCUGUCUGAUCCCUUUGCAAGAGUUUUCUUCUCAACACAAAGUCAGGUCACUGAGGUAAGAGCUCUCAAGAAGCUUUUGUAGAAGUCAGGCAUCAGUCUGGGAAAUGAUUGAAUCCGCAGAAACGUCUUCAAAUGUUUUUGUUUUGCUUUUAGGUGCUGGCCGAGACUCUGUGCCCCACAUGGGACCAGCUCCUGGUCUUUGAGAACGUGGAGCUGUUCGGAGAAGCCAGCGAACUGAGAGACGACCCUCCUAUCAUUGUCAUUGAAAUCUAUGAUCAAGACACAGUGGUAAGGGUUGUUUUGGUAUAGAGGUGCCUCUUUGUCAGUUUGUCUUUAAUGGGAGUAAACAGUCUGCAGCUGCACAGCUUCAGUUUCUAGAUAGCAAUCCUCAAACCUUAUCACCCCUGUAAUUUGAGAGUCAGUCUGUCUUAAACCUGAAAUACAAGACCUCACAGCCACUAAUGAGACUAAAACCCACGUGAGAUACACCCUCAGUAACGGGUCCUUCUUUGUAAAGCUCAGUUUUGAAGUUGGUUUGAGGGACUUCUUCAGUUUCAUUGUGUCAAAUCUCAUCUGAUUUAUAUUUGAAAGAAUGCUUUUGCUGACUGUCUAUUUUAUAUUUGUUCCUGGCAAUAACACCUUUGUUUUGGAUGACCCUUUUGGAUAAGUAGAGUGUGGAUUCUGAUGGCUUGAUACACUGUAGCAGCACUGUCAUGUUUGCAGAGUAGUUUGAAUGAAAGGCAUGCAAGAGGAAUAAGAUAUAAACGCACCAACUCUUUUUUGAUCGUCUUACACCUGUUGCAUUCCUUUAAAUAAAGUUUUGUGCUCUUUGUAUGAUCCCAAACAAAAUCUCUUUACAACCACUAACUGCAAGAGAGAUUUCAUUUAUUUUUCAAUCAUUAAGUUACACGUAUGUCUGUUUUGCAGUUCACUGGUUAUUUUAGGGAUGCUGCUUUUGUUUACUUUUUCUUUCGGACUCUUAUAUCUUCUUAUUUUUUAUAUAAGCUGCCCAGAAACAUGUGCAUCCAAAGCCAUGUUUCUGUUUCCUUAUAGGGCCAUAAAAGUUGUUUAAUUGUGAACACUGGUGGAUGAAUACGGUAGGCCAAAAAGACCAUUCUUUCAAAUAUUUUAACCUGAACUCAUGAUUUCAUAGCUGGGUUAUUUAAGUUUUAUUAAUCUUUUUGCUUCCAGGGUAAAGCAGACUUCAUGGGCAGAACAUUUGCUAAGCCCGUCGUAAAGAUGGCGGACGAGCACUAUGGUCCGCCACGCUUCCCCCCUCAGCUGGAGUAUUAUCAGAUCUACCGUGGGAACUGCACCGCUGGAGAAAUGCUGGCAGCCUUUGAAUUGCUCCAAGUGAGGCUAACAGACGGCUAAACCUUUUAAAAGUCAGAAUACAUUAUGAGAUGAAUAUUUCUGAUGUUAUUUUUGAUGUGUGUUAGAUUGGCCCCAAUGGGAAAGCUGACCUUCCACCCAUAGAUGGGCCCACUGAUAUGGACCGCGGCCCCAUCCUCCCGGUUCCACUUGGAAUCAGACCAGUGCUCAGCAAAUACAGGAUCGAGGUAAAACCUGUUUGACCAGCAUGAUGGACUUUAUUCAUUAGAAAUAAAGCAAGGUGAAUCAGAAAGAAAUGAAUUUCCCGAUCUCUCAGGUUUUGUUCUGGGGCUUGAGAGACUUGAAGAGGGUGAAUCUGGCCCAGGUGGAUCGGCCUCGUGUGGACAUCGAAUGCGCAGGGAAGGGGGUGCAGUCUGCCCUCAUACCCAACUACAAGAAAAACCCAAACUUCAGCACGCUUGUCAAGUGGUUUGAAGUGGUAAUUUAUCAUUUUAAUUAACAUUUGUCCCAAAUUAUUAAAGUUCCUGUGAGGAAUUUUAGUUUAUGUUGAUUUUGCCGCCCCCUGUGGACAAAGCAGUACCUUCAGUCUACUUUCUUGUCUUGUCGUUAACAUGAAUGGACAGUGUUUUGUCUAAUCUGUUUGGUUUUCAAGGUCAUUAUAGAUUCAGUCUGUUUCACAACAACUUAAAAACUCCUCACAGGAGCUUUAAAUCACAUUUAACAUACAUUAGAAAAGACAUGAUGGGCACCAUUGACUUUUAAAGCACACUUUCUCACACACAAUCCCAAAAUUAAGCUAACCCUGGAUGUUGUGAUUUAAGGACUUGCCUGAGAAUGAGCUGCUCCACCCUCCGCUCAACAUCCGAGUGGUGGACUGCAGAGCUUUUGGCCGCUACACUCUGGUCGGCUCCAAUGCCGUCACCAGCCUGCGCAAGUUCAUCUACAGGCCGACAGACAAGCAGGCCAACAACUACACCACUACAGGUGUGUGAACUAAAACUCUUGAGUGCAGUGUGAGUUCCCUCUGUUAGGUAACACGUUGAUAAUAUCUGGAAAUGUUUCAGAGGAAAUCAUUGUCGUCAACAUGGAACCCGAGUCUUCCUUCAAGAAGAUGGAAACUGUGGUCAAACUCGACUCAGUAAGUGUCUAAAACUAUAUAUAACCUUCAUUCCUAGAAAAAGUCACGGUGUUUAACAACUUCAGCACAGUAGACAACUCAUCAGACCUUUAUUAUAAAACUGAGCAGACAAAAUCUGAAACUGUUGAUCAUUAUGUAACCUGUUUUUCUGCCUAGUGCUCCGACGCUGUGGUCAAAGUUGAGGUAAGGAAACUGAACAGUGCCCGAGGAUAAAAACAGACUUAACGUUGUUUCAAAGAAGUCUGACACUUUAAUGGAUUUCUUUGAAAACAGGAUGACGAUAAAGAUGGAAAGGGGAAAAAGAGGAAGAGGAAGAAGGGCGACGAGAUUGAAGAGGAGGAGCUUGAUGAGAGCAUGUUGGACUGGUGGUCCAAGUACUUUGCCUCCAUUGAAACUUUGACAGAGGUGAGUGACAAGGAAAAACAGACAUUUCUUCUCUUAAAUUACUGAUAUUUGGAUUAAGUUGAGCUACAUUCAUACAGAAAAGUCUGCCAGGGUUGACAGCUACAGAAGCCCAAAGCGGACAUACAACUACAGCGUUAUUGUCCAUCACUUGUUUGUCGAUUGUUUUGGUACAUAGCUGAAAGGGGAAGUACUGUCACCUGGUGUAGCAGACGUGGACUUAAUUUUGUUGCCGAAUCAGUUCUCUCAAGUGUGUGACCUUCAGAUUGGAGAAUAAAUAAGUUGAUAUCAGAGGCGACAAACAGAAGUUAGUCAUGUGAUGCAAAAACAGAAUUAAAAAAUAUAAUGUCUGUACGCUCGCUUUACUUUACCAGCUCUAAAAUUAAGAGUUAAAGGAAUAUUCUGGCGUAAAAUUAAUUUAGGGUCAGACACACCGUAACACCGAGUUAGACACCCCAUCGAAAGAUCAUAAAUGUUCUUCCUUGAGCUGCGUCACCCCACUAUAGUCCGUAAUGGACUGGCCUGAGUUCUUGCUACAAUCAAGCGGCUGUUGGAAGAGAGUAGGUGAGUUGUGUUUAGUCUCUUUGCUAAAGAAAUCAGGCAAAGUUCAAAAGAUAAUUGGUGGCUAGUACUGUGGCUGUGACCCUAUAUGUACUGUUGAUGAAGUUAGGUGCUGUUCUGAGCAUUAUUUGUGGCUAUAGAGUGGCAUUUUAGUUGAGGUUUGUUUAUGGCUCCUCAGACCACUGUGUACUGCUAUCCUGCGGUUGUAACUAAAGUUGUUAUAACUAGAGAAGCAAGCGGUUGGUAACAUUCAUCUCUCGAGGGGGUGUCUAACUCGGUGUUAUAGUGUGCUUGACCCUAAAUUAAUUCUACGCCGGAAUAUCCCUUUAAACUGGGUCUUAUUUUGUUGAUAAAUCUGAAUGUGAAACUUUUUCUUACUCCAACAGUCACUGAAGGCUCAAGAGGCUGCUCUGUCAGACACAGAGGACAAAGAUGAAAUGGACAUUGCAGAUGGUGGAGGUAAAACCAGAUACUCACUAGACAUAGUUUUAACCAUUUUAAAUCUUUAGAGGAUCAUGCAUGCUAUCUUUGUCCCACAUCUCCUCCCCACACCAUGUAGUAACCAUCACUAAUACUCCUUGUCUGUAUGUGUUGUCGAAGCAAAUCUGGGAUGUUUUAGUUGCAAUGCAAGGUCACAAAACUGGAAAAGAGAAAAUAAGAAAUACACCACCUUGUUGUCCGUGCAUGUUCACACUAUGUUUGCUCACUAAUGCUUGUUGUUUUUUUUCUACAGUGCAGUAGUCGAGCUCUGUAGCGCAAGAAUGCCUCCACGUAGACGAUGACAUGAAUCCAAAUUUCCACACAUGGGACAACCGCUUUUCUCUCCCAUACAUGCAUAUCAGACGUAUGCUUGCCAUGAAAGUUGUCAUUGAAUCAAACCGCAAAGUGCACUUAGAAUUAGCUAUUUAUUACAGGACGAUACACACAACAGACAUGACAUGACUAGACUGGAGGUGUCAAUGACAAGAACCGGUCCAGUUGUGAGCGUGUCUUCUUUUGCAGAGAUGAAACGACCAAGAGGAUCAUUUCAACCCCAAGUAUCUCCAUUGAAUUGUCUGCCUCACUGGUUUACAAUUCAAUGGUAUGCUUGUAAACAGUAACAGUUGGUUUUGACAACUUUCAUGUAGAAUUCAUGUCUCGAGUGCUCUGCUCCUCCACCCCAUCCCCCCACUUCCCUCUCUUCCCGCCGUCCUCACCGCUAACCUAUACUCAGAUAUCAAACCUGAUGACUUUCCUGUGAAAGGCACCAAGAAAGGGAAAGGAAAGAAGGAGAAGAAGAGGCAGGUGGAUCCGUAUGAGAAGAAAAAGCCCAAGCUGGAUGAGCUAAAGGUAUCUGGAGCUUGUUUUUGUGAGAGACUAAAUGGCACAGGAUGAAGAUUCACCUGGAAAAAUGAAGACCUGUCUGCAGCAGAAUCGUGUUUGUACUCUCAAAUUAGGUCUACCCUAAAGAGCUGGAGGGUGAAUUCGACAACUUUGAAGACUGGCUCCACAGUUUCAACCUGUUCAGGGGGAAAGGAGGCGAUGAUGAUGACCAAAAUGUGACAGAUGAGGACAGAAUUGUUGGAAAAUUCAAGGUAAGAACCUGAAGUUGUGGUUAAAACAAGUUUGGAGUAGAAAAUGCUUAGAAACUAAGGUACUUAUUUUUGAGUUGACAUGUUUUUUUUUUCCGUUUUAGGGCUCACUGUGCAUGUACAAAGUGUCAGACGACAUGCCCAGAGACAUGAGCUUUGACUCCAACAUGGGGAUGUUUCAGAACAUUCCUCACAACGAUCCAAUCAACGUCCUCGUCCGCAUCUACGUUAUCAGGGUAGGCCGUGCGUCCACGUAUUUUAUCUUCAUAAGAAUCCUCACAUACAUGUCUCAGAUGAUGUUCAAAUAUUCGUUUUAUUUUUUCUUUUGGUAGGCGACUGAUCUGCAUCCAGCUGACAUUAACGGGAAAGCCGAUCCCUACAUCGCGAUCAAACUGGGAAAGACAGAAAUCAAAGACAAGGAGAACUACAUCUCCAAGCAGCUCAACCCUUUAUUUGGAAAGUGAGUGAAAGAUGAAACUAUCAUGGCUCACAGUAUCUCACAAAGCCGUUUCUAUCAUAUAAAAACUGUAUUCCUAAUUUGAUCAGAUCCUUUGACGUGGAGGCGACUUUCCCGAUGGAUUCCACACUCACGGUGUCGAUUUACGACUGGGACCUGGUGGGAACCGAUGAUCUGAUCGGAGAAACAAAAAUCGACCUGGAGAACCGUUUCUACAGCAAACACAGAGCCACAUGUGGAGUCUCCUGCAACUACGCCAUGUAAGAACCAAAGAUCAGACUCCCAGCUGCUCUGUGAGGUAGACUGUGGAAAAAAGAGGUGGUCAAUUAUUCAUGACAAGAUCAACAGAGCGUCGGGGUGACUCGGGUGACAGCAGUCAGCCAUGGCAUCGCUUGGUUAAACCUAUUUCCAUUAUAUAGUUCAAUGAAGAGGAAAGUCUUAGUCACGUUUUCACACAGUUCAAAGAUAUCAAUAAUGUGAUGUUUUUCAUGCCAUUUCUCCUCUCUCCUGUAGCCAUGGUUACAAUGUUUGGCGAGACCCAAUGAAACCCUCACACGUCCUGGCUAAGCUUUGCAAAGAUGGCAAACUGGACGGGCCUCACUACGGCCCAGGAGGAAGAGUGAAGGUGGAGAACCGGGUCUUUAUGGCGCCGACUGAGAUCGAAGAUGAAAAUGGUACGAGCAAAAGUCUUUGAACGAUUGUUUCAAAUUCCUCUGGAGUAGUAACGUGUUCUCAGAUUGAACAGACCUUUUUAUUGCCUGGGUUAUCAAACAUUUGACCAUGUUUUUCAGGUUUGAAGAAGCAGACAGAUGAACAUCUGGCUCUGACCGUGCUGAGGCACUGGGAGAACAUCCCUCGAGUCGGCUGCAAACUUGUCCCAGAACACGUGGAAACCAGACCGCUGCUCCACCCGGAUAAAGCAGGAAUUGAACAAGUAAUUUAUCCGGCGCACUCUGCAAGCUCUACUCCCGCCACCUACACCUUAAAUCAUACCAUAAAGCUUUGUUUGCAUACUUAAUUCCUUGUGUUUAAUUGUUUUUAGGGCAGAAUCGAGAUGUGGGUGGACAUGUUCCCUAAAGACAUGACUGCACCUGGUCCAGCCCUGGACAUUUCACCAAGAAAACCAAAGAAGUAUGUCCCGUAGUAAGACCUGACACUUUUUAAGAGCACGAUCAAGAGUUAAUUAUUUAUGAGCAUUAUUUUCUCUUGUGUCCAGGUUUGAACUGAGGGUGAUCGUCUGGAACACUGAUGAGGUCGUUCUGGAAGAUGACGAUAUCUUCACCGGCGAGAAAUCCAGUGACAUAUUUGUGCGAGGGUAAUUAGCAGCGUCACGUCUUAAUUUUUAGCGGCGAAUUCCUAAUACAUGGACACACUGACUGUUUAUUCUACUUCAAAUUGGAUGGACAAGAUAUCCUCUUAAGAGUCAUGUUGAUUUUCUCCAAGAUGUUGAAUCUGAACCUUUUUCCUCUGACAGCUGGUUAAAGGGGCAGCAGGAGGACAAGCAGGACACAGACGUCCAUUAUCACUCCAUCACCGGGGAGGGAAACUUCAACUGGCGCUUCGUCUAUCCCUUUGAUUACCUGAUGGCCGAGGAGAAGAUCGUUAUCUCCAAAAAGGAGUCCAUGUUUGCCUGGGAUGAAACUGAGUACAAGAUCCCUGCUCGUCUGAAUCUUCAAGUGUGGGAUGCUGACCAUUUCUCUGCAGAUGACUUUUUAGGUACAGAAAUAUGCUAAUUGAUAUUUUUUGGAUAGACAUAGGUUCCUUUUUAAAUACCCUGCCAAAAAACUUUUCUUGCAUUUAAUCUUCUCUAACAACGUCUCCUUACAGGUGCAAUCGAGCUGGAUCUGAACCGCUUCCCACGCGGAGCAAAGACAGCCAAGCAGUGUAGCAUCGAUAUGGUGACGAACGAAGCAGAGAUGCCCAUGGUCUCCAUCUUCAAACAGAAGAGAAUCAAAGGCUGGUGGCCGUUUGUGGCCCGAAACGAAGAGGACGAGUUCGAACUCACGGUUGGUCGACGUAGCAAACACCCUCGAGUAUUUGUUAUUGCUGUGAAAAACUCGUGAGGAAAUUCGUCCUUGUGACUGAGACGCCUUUAAUUGCCCCUGUAGGGCAAAGUGGAAGCAGAGCUGCACCUUCUGACUGGAGAGGAAGCCGAGAAAAGCCCCGCCGGUGAAGGACGGAACGAACCAGAACCGCUGGAAAAACCCAAGUAUGAAGGAUCCUUUGUUAUCACCUCCAUAUUUCAUCUACAAUCAUCACACACUCAUCCUAACACUUACUCAGUUAUUUCUUAAAGUCCAGCUGUAGCGCAAAUAUAAACUUUGUAAAAUAAGCGCCAUGAUGAGAAAAGUUCGGGUAAGUCUGGAUAUAAAAAUAAAGAUAAACUUUCCAUAAACUGAAAAUGUGAAUGAACAAACUUAAAACAAGCAUAAACAUUCAUAAAUUAACAUAAACUCCAAAUAUAAUAAAUGAAAAUGAACAAUUUCCUGAAGUGAGGAAACACAUUUGUACGUAUUUACAUCACCCAAGUUCUGGACUUACUCCUACAAUCUUCUCUCUUUUCAUGGUAAGUUGCUGUUUCCAUAUCUCUACCUAGAACCACCUUUAAGUUCUUGUAACUCUGUAAGCUUUGUCUUGCCUUUUGUUAAUAUAAUGUAAACUAUAUUUAUUAUUUUAGUUUAGCUAAGAGAGGAAACAAUCUCACAGAAAAGUCCAUGUCGCUCUACGUCUGAACAUGUGUUCUUGUCCUUCCAGCCGCCCAGACACCAGCCUUCUGUGGUUCCUCACUCCCUUCAAAGCCAUUAAACACUUGGUCUGCAACCAGUACAAGUGGCUGGCCAUCAAGAUUGUCACAGCUCUCCUGCUGCUGGCCAUGCUGGCUCUUUUCCUCUACAGCAUGCCUGGUUACAUGGUCAAGAAAAUGCUGGGAGUUUGA
Xyrichtys novacula (pearly razorfish) is the source of this 15817-nucleotide messenger RNA. Lineage: Eukaryota; Metazoa; Chordata; Actinopteri; Labriformes; Labridae. The record is from the annotation of a GenBank genome assembly.